CGCUGACGACGGAACAUUGAUCGGAGGACACAGACAGUGAGAGCAAGCGAACGGGAAGAACGUGUGAAGCCACCGUUCACCUAUCGCUUCGCCGUUUGACUUUGGUCUCUGUUAUCCAUAGCCGCGAUCGUGUCCUGCACGAUGAUACCAUAGUACAUCGCUGCAGGUGCCGUUAGUUUCGCUGCUUCUCUUCGCAGCAGCAUUAUUACUAUUGUCAGCAUUGCUACUGGUGUCUACUCGGCCGUCUAUUCUCGUUCGUGACGAGACACCUCUUCCCGUCGUCGUCGCGACCGGCACCCAUCCCUCGUAGCCACUACCAUGUCGGGCAUAGAAGACACAACAUUAGCACCAGUAGAGGCAGACGACGCUAAUAAAGAAACCACACUCCAAGAUGACACCAAGCUAGAGGCCACAACACUCCCUCAUAUCAACAUGGCGGAUCCAGUCGAAGCGGCUUCUACUGCGCAGAACAAACGAACAGAGCCUGCCGACCUCGAUCCGAGCAGAAUGUCCUUCUCCUCGCUGUAUCACCCUGGCCGAGGAAUGCUGUCUGCCGGGCCAGACUCUUCUGCUGGAGGUUCUGAUCUUGAAGGUUCAACUCGAUUUGAAGGCAGCGAUCGGGCCACCACGGCUACCAACACUCUUAGCAUUACCACCACUAGCCAGAAUGGUGCAUUAUCGCCCUCGCCGAGUCGAGACCCACACUUCCAUGUCUCUCAGUCUACUCCCGCAAUCUCGUCGCUCAACGGCGCCAUGUCACCUCCCUCAAUCACUGCGAGACAAGGCCGCACCGUACGCGGACGACCACCCGCGCGGCCUCGACGGAUCUCCUUGAGCAAUGCUGACAGCGCCUCUCCCUCGGUCGAUCGAAUGAGCUUGGGAGGGAAUCCGAUGAAGAUUGGUACAAUAGGAAUAUGUGCGUUGGAUGUCAAGGCUCGAAGUAAGCCUUCCCGGAACAUUCUCAAUCGUCUGUUGGGCGACCACGGCGAAUUCGACGUCAUCAUAUUCGGCGACAAGGUGAUCUUGGACGAGGACAUUGAGAAUUGGCCUGUCUGCGAUUUCCUCAUCAGCUUCUUCAGCGACGGUUUCCCGCUCGACAAGGCCAUUGCUUAUGCGGCGUUGCGACGUCCAUUCUGUGUCAAUGAUCUGCCUAUGCAAAGUGUCUUGUGGGAUCGGCGCAUGUGUCUGAUGAUCCUCGAUAAGUUGGAAGUACCCACGCCCGAAAGGAUAGAAGUCAAUCGGGAUGGUGGGCCCGUGGUUCUCAGCGCGGACAUUGCCGAGCGCAUGAAGCAAUUGACAGGAGUAGUGCUGGUCGGAGGUGAGAAUGGCGUAGGCGGAGGGUUACCUCCACCAAAGAGUGUCUACAUGGAAGACGACAACGAUACACUCGUCGUCGACGGGAAGCGACUUAGUAAGCCGUUUGUCGAGAAGCCCACCAAUGGUGAAGAUCACAACAUCAACAUUUACUAUCCACGCUCUCAAGGUGGCGGAGGCCGCCGACUUUUCCGGAAGGUCAAUAACAAAUCAAGUGAAAAGGACGAGAAUUUGACAAUUCCUCGAUGCGUCACAGAGCCGGAAGGAUCCUACAUUUACGAACGGUUCUUAAAGGUCGAAAAUGCGGAAGAUGUCAAGGCUUAUACCGUCGGCACGGAGUUCUGCCACGCCGAAACCCGCAAGUCACCCGUUGUUGAUGGUGUCGUCAAGCGCAAUCCUAACGGCAAGGAAAUUCGCUACAUUACAAAGCUGUCGAAGGAGGAGCAACUGAUGGCCUCGAAGAUCGCAUCCGGGUUCGGGCAAAGAGUGUGCGGAUUUGACCUCUUGCGCGUAGAGGAUCGCAGCUAUGUGAUUGACGUCAACGGCUGGUCCUUUGUGAAGGACAAUAACGAAUACUACGAUGCUUCUGCACGCAUAAUGAAGGAAAUGUUCAUUCGGGAGCGUAUGAAGUGGGAUGGCCGUGCAACCCCGAGCGAAGUUGACGAAUCAGAAAAGAUCCUCUCGGAGACGCCGACUUCAGCCCCUGCAGAGAGAACGGGCCUCUUUGGUCGCAAGUCCAUCAGUCAGCGGGACCGAGAGAACCCAGGUGGGCAUCGCAAUACACUUCGAAGUGUGUUCCGCAGCAGGAGUAUCUCUCAGCUUCGCGAAAGUGUACAACAAGCGGCUGGACGUGUUGGUCACCCUCAACCUGCAGCAAAGAGUGCCAGUGGUACCAGCAGUCCUGUCGCAGCAGGCGCCGUCAAUCCGCCAACUGCUGAGCGUGGACCAGAGAGCUAUAGGCACAGCCAUCCUGUAAACAUGGCUAAGCUGGACGAUGCCUUACCUCCCGCAGCAGCUUCUGCCUUUCGCCAUCUUCUCCGCGGCGAUGAUGUCAAGAGUGCAUCCUCUGCAGAGUUCGAAGGAUCUGUCUACUCCGAGGCACCUUCUUCCAUCCCUGCCCCUGCUUCCAAGAGCCAAUGGAAGCUAAAGGGAAUGGUGGCAGUCAUCCGUCAUGCUGACAGAACUCCUAAGCAAAAAUUCAAAUUCACCUUUCACACCAAGCCUUUUGUUGAUCUUCUCCGUGGGCACCAGGAGGAAGUGCUACUUGUGGGUGAAGCUGCGUUGAACAAAGUUCAACAUGCAGUGAGUUUGGCGUUGGCUGAAGGUGUUGAGGAUGUCCAAAAGCUACGAACUCUGCAGAAUGCGCUGGCCAAGAAAGGUCCCUGGCCCGGGACAAAAGUUCAAAUCAAGCCAAUGUUCAAGAAGCCCAAAGAAAAUAAGGACUUGAAGUCUCAGGAAACCGGAACAGUGGAAGCUGGGGAGGUUAAAUCGAACGUUGAGAAUGCCCAGGGACAAGGCGAAGACGCAAAACCCAAAUCUGACCAAUCUGAGGAAAUUGCCGCUGACGGUACUCGCGUGCCUGUCCGAAGCGACUCGAUUGGUGAGAUUACCAUGUCGCGUGCUGCCGCUGCUGAUCAAAAUCUCGUCUUUGACAAGCUACAAUUGAUUAUGAAAUGGGGUGGAGAGCCUACACAUUCUGCACGAUACCAAGCUGCAGACCUUGGCGAGAACAUGCGAAAUGAUCUGCGACUCAUGAAUCGCGAAGUCCUUUCUGAUGUCUCCAUAUUCUCAUCCUCCGAGCGGCGAGUGAAGACAUCGGCUCAAAUCUUCGCCACAGCUUUUCUCGAUCAGAAGGAAGUCGACGAGAGCCAAAUUCUUGUACGCAAGGAUCUUCUCGAUGACUCGAAUGCUGCAAAGGAUGAAAUGGACAAGGUCAAGAAGAAGCUCAAGGGUCUGCUUCGUGAAGGUCACCAAGCUCCUGAGCAAUUUGCUUGGCCAAAAGAUGGCACCCCUGAGCCUUAUCUGGUGGCACGAAGAGUGGUUGAGCUGGUUAAUUUCCAUCGCAAAGUGAUGCGGCACAAUUUCGCGAAAUUGCAAUCCUCUGAUGCGAAGGUGUCUUUGGAGAAAUUCCGCACUCCUUUGCAGUCUCCCACUGCCGACGCCAACGGUGCACCCACUGAGGUCAUUGCCUCGGCCAUCCAGUCACGCUGGUGUACUGGCGAAGAUGCGGACUUAUUCAAGGAGCGGUGGGAGAAGCUGUUCAAUGAAUUCACAGACACCGAAAAAGUCGAUCCGAGCAAAAUCAGCGAACUGUACGAUACGAUGAAGUUUGAUGCCCUUCAUAACCGUCAAUUCCUAGAGUGGAUCUUUACCCCUUCGUCCUCCAUGUUGGCCGAAGAAGGUGAGCAAGAGGCAGUGCCACUGCGCCGGACGGAAUCUAGCGAAGCCCGCGAGCAAUUCGAGCAGUCGCAUCCCAAGCAGGGCUCCAAUAGUUUGGACGCGAACGAAGAGGCCACUGCAAAUCUUCCUCCCUUGAAACGCCAGGACACUUCGGCUAGUAGCACCAAGUCUACUUUGCUGUCGCCAACGGGCGAGGCCAAGGAAGCCCGUGAUCGGACGACACUAUCGCAACGCUUCGGCUUCCGUCGUCGCUCGACCGAGAUUGUCAACCUCGCGCGGAACACGCUCAAUCCUAGCGCUGUCGCAUCUACCGCCGAACCGGACUUUUCUCAAUCUUACUUCAACCUCUACCGAGGUGGUAUGCCCUCAAGCCAAUCCAAGGUCAAAUCUGACGCUCGUUUGGACAAAUUGAAUGAACUCUACAGUCUGUCCAAGAUUCUCUUCGACUUUAUUGGCCCGCAAGAAUACGGUAUCACCGAUCGAGAAAAGCUCGAGAUUGGCUUACUCACCUCCCUGCCUCUACUAAAGGAAAUCGUCCUUGACCUUGAAGAAGUACAAGCCUCUGAAGCCGCAAAGUCCUUCAUUUACUUCACCAAGGAAUCUCACAUAUACACCCUCCUGAACUGUAUCCUCGAGGGUGGUAUUCAAACCAAGAUCUCGCGCAACGCCAUCCCCGAGCUCGACUAUCUCUCGCAAAUCUGCUUCGAGCUCUACGAGUCCGAGAAUGCCGAAGCUGAUAUCAACCCAGACGAUCCCAACCACUCCCACGCGUUCAACUACUCCAUCCGUAUCACCAUCUCUCCGGGCUGUCACACAUUUGAUCCGCUGGACGUGCAGCUCGACAGCAAGCAUUGCAUCGGUUGUGCAGCCCGUCGCGGUCUGACGGCGCACGGAGAUUGGAAGGAGGUGAUUGACACCCUGCGUGCGAAGUUCCACACGGUCAAGUUGCCCCGGAGCUUCACCGCGGUGAACCUCAGCGAGAGAUUUUUGAUGGAGGACGCCGAGGAGCAGAAGUUGACCAAGGUCGAGCAGGCGAACGGGGACGCCGCUGCUGUGACACCUGUUGAGAUUGACGAGAACGUGAAGAAGGCUGUUAUGGAGGCGAGCCAAAUUUCCCCGGCGCAUUGAGGAGCGAGGAUAGAAUGAUUUUAUUGCAUUGGAGAGGUUAUUUUGUCUACGUGGAGGUAAUAUUGAGCGAGCUCUCUUGCAACGGGGACCGGCGGGCUUUUGGAUAUACGGCUAUGUAUUGUUUGUUUUGUUGGAUAUACAUUUUGGCUCACACGAGGAAGGACCGGCGGGCAGUAUUUGUAAUUUCGGAUACCAUGACGGCCAUACACGGAGGGGACAGUCAUGUGAUAUAUACAUAUCAUACGAAUAAAUCGCUGACAUCAGCCGAACUGCAG
This is a messenger RNA of Dissoconium aciculare CBS 342.82, 5117 nucleotides long. RefSeq lists its product as uncharacterized. Gene Ontology annotation, molecular function: diphosphoinositol pentakisphosphate kinase activity; inositol hexakisphosphate kinase activity; metal ion binding. The record is from RefSeq and is a predicted model, not a curated record. Bases 319 to 4842 code for a protein of 1507 amino acids. Gene Ontology annotation, biological process: inositol metabolic process; inositol phosphate biosynthetic process. Lineage: Eukaryota; Fungi; Ascomycota; Dothideomycetes; Mycosphaerellales; Dissoconiaceae. Gene Ontology annotation, cellular component: cytosol. The transcript is spliced from 2 exons.